AUGGUGAUUACUUUGCUUUGUUGGUUGAUGAAUCUUUUGAUGUAUCGCGCAAGGAGCAAAUGGCCGUUGUUUUACGAUAUGUUGAGAAUGGAAUUUGUGAUGGAGCGACUUAUCAACAUUAUUCAUGUUCAAGAUACUUGUGCAUCAUCUCUAAAAGAAGCAAUUGUUAAUUUACUUGAUCAACAUUCCUUGAGUCUUUCUUAUGUACGUGGACAAUGUUAUGAUGGGGCAAGUAAUAUGCAAGGUAGAAUCAAUGGCCUUAAAAUAUUGAUUAAGCAAGAAAGUAGAUCAGCUCAUUCUGUUCAUUGCUUUGCUCAUCAACUUCAACUAAGUCUUGUUGCAGUUUCUAAAAAGUGUGUUGAAGUGGGGGAGCUUGUACUAUUAGUUUCAAGUAUUUUGAAUAUGUUGGGAGCUUCUUUUAAACGCAUGGAUGAAUAUCGAGAAUCUCAAAAGAAAAGAGUUCAAGAGGCAUUAGAUAUGGGUGAACUUGAAACUGGUAGAGGCUUGCAUCAAGAAUUUGGUCUUACUAGAGCUUGUGAUACUCGUUGGGGAUCCCACUACAAAUUUUUUAAUAACUUUAUUCUUAUGUUUGGUUCAAUUGUUGAUGGACUUAAUGAUAUUGUUGUUGAUUCACAUUGUCCAGAUGAAAGUGACAAGGCAAUGGGAUUUCUCAGAGCAUGUCAAACAUUUGAUGUUGCAUUCAUAUUGCAUUUGAUGAGAGAUAUUUUAGCAAUCACAGAUGAGUUAACAAAUGCUUACAGAAAAAAGAGCAAGAUAUCGUAA
This is a messenger RNA of Solanum dulcamara, 783 nucleotides long. RefSeq lists its product as uncharacterized. The transcript has a single exon. The coding region runs from base 1 to 783 and encodes 260 amino acids. The record is from RefSeq and is a predicted model, not a curated record. NCBI's taxonomy places the organism in Eukaryota, Viridiplantae, Streptophyta, Magnoliopsida, Solanales, Solanaceae.